UUGUUGGCCUCCAGCCAUGACAGACAAAGAGGCUGUUUGCGUUGGGGUCCGGCUGAGACCGUUCGUUGCCUACGAACAGGGGCAGCAGCAGUGUUUGACCAUUUCUGACAAUGUCGUGCAGGUAGAUCCCAGCGUGGCGGAGCAAUCCGCCAAGGCCAAAGUCUCGGAGUUUGCCUUCGACUGUGCCAUGGAUAGCACCGAUCCCAUGGCACCCAGCUACGUGUCACAGGACAAGUGCUACCAACUAAUGGCCAAGAGGAUGGUCGAUCAUGUUCUCUCGGGAUAUUUCAGCUGCUUGUUCUGCUAUGGGCAGACUGGCACGGGAAAGACCACCACCAUCAUGGGAAAGGUGGAACCUGUGUCGGAGCAGGGCCUGCUGUUGCGGCUCAUGAACGAUCUGUUCACGGAGAUGAAUCGCUUAGAAAGCGAAGGAUCGGAGGUGCACUGCAAGGUGCAAAUGCUAGAGGUCUACAACGAAAAGGUAAGAGACCUGCUGGUGCCAAUGAACAGCAAAGAUGGAAAGGAUGGGAAGGGACGACAACAUCCUGAAGUGCACGUGCAUCCCAAGCUUGGCGUGUAUGUGAAAGGUGUAGCUGACGAGCCCGUGGACUCCUUUGAGAAUUGUGUGCAACUCAUUGAGUACGGCAAUACCAUGAAGACAGUUGCAGCAACUGCAAUGAAUGCCAAGAGUUCGAGAGCACACACCAUCUUCAAGUUGAUGGUUGAGAAGCGGGGCGGCACGGACAACACCAUCGUCACUUCGGAGGCCUUUUUCGUGGACUUGGCAGGGCGGGAGAACGAGAAGACCACCAAGGUAUCUGGCGAGAGACUCGUGGAGCUUACCUUCAUCAACCAGAGCUUGAUGUGGCUGGCCAGCUGUAUCCAAGCCUUAGCCAAGCCGGAUAGCCGCAAGAGCAUGGCCCCUGGGGCGGCGGCCACGAAUCUGAUGUCGCGUUUCAGGAAUUCCAAGUUGACGCUGCUGCUCUCCAAUGCCUUGAGUGGCAACAGCAAGACCUCCAUGAUCGGCACCUUAAGCCCAGCCUUGGCGAAUUUCGAGGAGAGCUACAGCACCUUGACCUUCGCCUCGACGGUGAAGAACAUCAAAAUCAAGGCGAAACCCGCCUCGGCGGUGGAUAAAGAUGCGCUGGUGAAGAGCUUGCAGGAAGAGUUGCAACACUUGAAGGAGCAGCUCGCGGAAUCCGAAGAGAAGACUCAUGCGGAUGCCUUGACGGACAAAUUGGAGGCCACUGAAGCCUUGAUGGAACGCUACCGCAAGGGCUGGGAGGAGGCGCAAAGCGAGGCCAAGCGUUUGAUGUCGCAGCGCGGCGCGGAUCUGGAGAAGUUGGGCGCGCCUCGGUGGAGCUGGGCCGUGCAUAGUGUGUUGGCGCGCACCAAGGAGGACUCGAAGAGGAUCCCGCAUUUGGCGAAUUAUUCGGAUGAUCCUCACAUGUGUGGCAGGCUUAUGUUCCACCCAUUGCAGGUGGGACGGGAAUAUUCCCUGGGUUUCAACCAGAAGGUCUGUGACUUUCUCGUUCCUCACGGCCUGGGCAUCCAGCAGGUAACCUGCUACAUCCAGCGCGACGCCACGGGACGCCUCUUCCUUCGCCCUGCUGCUGCGGCGGAGCCCAGCGAGCGAUCCAGCAGCGAGGAUGAGAACAGCGAGGACGACGAGGAAUGGCAGCCGCCACUGAAGAGUUCACUGGUGGCCUGCAUUGAGGUGAACGGCCGUCGCCUGCAGGAACUGGAAGCCAUUGAGCUACAGCAUUUGGAUCGUGUGGUGCUGGGGCGGUCAGUGUGUCUCUAUGCCUUCCUACAGCCUGGCAGUUCCAUUCAUGACCUUCCAGCUGAGAAGCUUCCGAUGGCACGGCCUUCGCAGCAGGAGUCUUUGAUCCUGGACAUCCUGGGGAAAGAAAGGGCUGAAGAGCCCGGGCAGCUGCAAAUGGCCUUGAAAUUCAUGUCAGAGUUGAAGCAGAAUAACUUGGACUCCGAUGGGGCGACCUCGGUCCAGGAGUUCCUGUUGAUGGCACGGAAGGCGGCGCAGAUGGUGGAGGAAGCGAACCAAAUUACUGCGGAAGUGAAACCUGGAGGGCAAACCAAUCUGAAGUUCGAGCUCUGCGCCAUUGCACCCAUCCUGGCGCUGGGCUAUGGGCGUUCCUGCUGCCCUGAGCUCAGCGUCCGGCUGGUGCGGCACAUCUCCCAGGUCCAGGCCAAGGCCAAGGAAUCGGCCCUGAAAGCCAGGAGGGCAUCAAUGCAUUCCAGUGAGAUCCUGCUGGAACAGUUCUCCUCUGGCACUGGGAGCAUCGACACUGACUCGGUGGAAGUUCUUUACAACUGGACUUUUGAGAAAUUUUGCUCCCGCUUGCAGAUUAUGCAAGAAGUGUGGCAGGCCCACAGCCAAGACCCAGAGAACUUUGAUCUGGACGAAUUCAACCAUCCUUGGUCAGAGCAAGGUCCUAGUGAGCUCGCGGAAUUGCGGCAACGGUACGACAGCCUGCGUGACAGCAUCGUAUCAGCUGGGACUCCCUUGCGAUCGGUGCAACACAUGCAACACAUGUCACCAAACCAAACGGGGACCCUCACGCCCUUUGGCAUGCACGUGAGGAGGUCCAAUGACAGGUUGGAAGAAGAGAACCAGCGGCUACGUCAGCAGGUGAGUGAGUUGAGCAGUGCCCUGCAUUCGCGCAGUGGGUUUCGAUCCCCUUCCAGCAUGGCUGGCCCCAAUGACACUGCCAUGGCUGGUGGCCCUGGGGGUCUUCCAUUGAGCAACAGCACAACUGAAGUGCCAAGCUCAUUGAAAGGAAUCCUGGACUUGUCAAAGACCAAUUUGCUCUUGGUGCUUGACUUGUUUGAUACACUCUCCCGGCUCAGCAGUGGCAUGCUGAAUGCCUCAGCUGCCUGCCUGGGGACCACACCAGACGAUAGUCCUGCACUGAGCGAGGCCAGAAAGCGACUGGCUGAGGCAUCCUCAGACUUGGCAGCCUUUUUUGCUGAAACUUCGCCAAAUUUGGGCCCUGUCGGCUUGGAAUCUCUGAAGAGCGUGGUUGCAGGUCCCAGUGCUCCAGUUCCAGCGCGACCGAUGGCCCCCAUCACCAUGCCAUAUCCGGUGAAUCCGGUGUCGUCUCCGGUGGCUUUCAGCCCCAGAGUUUUAAACCCAUCAUUUCCGGUGACUGCAGUGCCAGGCACAAGCGCACCUGGCGCACCUCACAUGGUCACCAUGCCUGGGGUCGUUCCUUUGCCACUGGGCCAUGUGGCCCCCCUAGGCCCCCCUGGUCCUGCCAUGGUGGCCGGCUCGCCGGCCAGAAACGGCGGGCUGGUGGCGCAGACCACGCCCAAGGUGGAGGGCCGCGCUCCACCGAUCAAGUUUCACUCCAACAAAUGAUUGAUUCAAUCCAAAGUUUGCAGGGAGAAAAAA
This is a messenger RNA of Cladocopium goreaui, 3412 nucleotides long. NCBI's taxonomy places the organism in Eukaryota, Dinophyceae, Suessiales, Symbiodiniaceae. The record is from the annotation of a GenBank genome assembly.